Messenger RNA from Neltuma alba, 3437 nucleotides. Its product is annotated as exocyst complex component SEC10a. Lineage: Eukaryota; Viridiplantae; Streptophyta; Magnoliopsida; Fabales; Fabaceae. The record is from RefSeq and is a predicted model, not a curated record. Gene Ontology annotation, cellular component: cytoplasm; exocyst. Gene Ontology annotation, biological process: exocytosis; Golgi to plasma membrane transport. Bases 535 to 3036 code for a protein of 833 amino acids. The transcript is spliced from 26 exons.
CAUUCUCUUCUCCGCAGAGGGAAAGGAGGGAAAUUAGUUCAGAGUUUCAAGGGGUAGCUCUCGCACACUCCCAUUUUCGAUCGUCUCUUCUUCUCCAAUCUUCUCUUCAAAUCAAACGCACUGUCUUAUCGCGUCUCUCCGCCAAUCGCUUCCUCAUAAGCUGCCGCUAACAUUCUUCUUGGAUUCUGGUGGUGAGUGGGAUUUGGUGUCAUCUAUGAGCGAUUUCCAUUGGACAGCAAGAGCGAACUGCGACGCGAUAGACUCGACGGUUUCGCGGAGAACACGGUUUCGAUCUCCGACAUUUCCUGAACCAGCUUCCACGGCGCCGACGGGUCGACCCAACACUCGCGCUCCGGCCUUAUCACUUUCCCGUUCCUCUUGAACCGGCCUCUCCCUUUUGCCUUGUUCACAUCGCCUUUCUCUUUCCCCUCCACAACCUGCCACUCUCUCGCCACGUGGCGUGUAUCUGGAGCAGCUACCAAAACUUGAUCACCUCCUUGCAAUUCUGAUUAAUCAUACCUCAGUUUCACGGAGAUGAGGGAGGCGAGAGGUGGAACGAAGAAUGAAAGAAGUUCGAAAUCUACAUCAGCUAACUCGUUCCCCCUUAUUAUGGACAUUGAUGACUUUAAGGGGGACUUUUCUUUUGAUGCGUUAUUUGGAAAUAUGGUGAAAGAGCUCCUUCCAUCUUUCCAAGAAGAAGCAGUAGAUUCAUCAGAAGGACACAGCAACGUCAUUGGGGUUGAUUCUUUUUCAAAUGGACAUAGGCGGGCUUCAUCUGAUGCAGCAAAGUAUGCUCAAGCUCCUUCUACUCCCUUAUUCCCAGAUGUUGAGAAGCUCUUAUCUUUGUUUAAGGACUCUUGUGAGGAGCUGGCCGAGCUUCACAAACAGAUUGAUGGCAGACUCGACAAUCUCAAGAAAGAUGUCUCUGUCCAAGACACUAAGCACCGUAAGACACUUGCUGAGCUAGAAACAGGUGUAGAUGGUUUGUUUGAUAGCUUUGCUAGGUUGGAUUCACGUAUUUCAAGUGUUGGCCAGACUGCUGCAAAGAUAGGAGAUCAACUUCAGAGUGCAGAUGCUCAGAGGGUUACUGCCAGUCAAACAAUUGAGCUGAUAAAGUACUUGAUGGAGUUCAACAGCAGCCCAGGCGACCUAAUAAAGCUUUCUCCUCUAUUUUCUGAUGAGAGCCGUACUGCUGAGGCUGCUUCGGUUGCCCAAAAAUUACGGUCAUUUGCUGAAGAAGAUAUUGGAGGACGCGGCAUAGGUGCCCCAUCAAUGAUAGGAAACGCUACUGCAAGCAAAGGAUUAGAAUUUGCUGUUACUAAUCUGCAAGAGUAUUGCAAUGAAUUGGAGAAUAGAUUGCUUGCUCGGUUUGAUGCAGCAUCGCAGAAAAGAGAUUUGUCCACAAUGUCUGAAUGUGCCAAAAUUUUGUCACAGUUCAAUAGGGGUACAAGUGCCAUGCAACAUUAUGUAGCAACACGUCCAAUGUUUAUUGAUGUGGAAGUCAUGAAUGCUGAUACUAGAUUGGUUCUUGGUGAUGAUGGCACACACGCUAGUCCCGGUAAUGUUGCUAAAGGGCUUUCAAAAUUGUACAAAGAAAUCACAGAUACUGUUCGCAAAGAAGCAGCAAAAAUCACAGCUGUAUUCCCUUCACCUAAUGAGGUUAUGUCAAUUUUAGUUCAGCGGGUUCUAGAGCAGCGAGUCACUGCCCUUUUGGACAAGUUAUUAGUAAGGCCAACUCUUGUAAAUCCACCUUCAAUGGAGGAAGGUGGACUUCUAUUAUAUCUCAGAAUUCUAGCAGUAACAUAUGAAAAGACGCAAGAACUUGCUAGGGAUCUACAAGCCGUGGGAUCUGGAGACUUGGAUGUUGAGGGCCUCACAGAAUCCUUGUUUUCAAAUCAUAAGGAUGAAUGCCCCGACUAUGAGCAGGCGUCUCUUAACCAAUUGCAUCAAGUGAAGAUGGAAGAACUGCGAGCUGAAAGCCAGCUGAUAUCUGAUUCACCUGGAACAAUUGGACGCUCAAAAGGAGCUUCAAUUGCUUCUCCUCCACCGCAAAUAUCUGCCACAAUUGUGUCAGAGUUUGUGCGUUGGAAUGAAGAAGCAAUUUCAAGGUGCAGCCUCUUUUCUUCUCAGCCAGCCAUCCUUGCAACCAAUGUAAAAGCAGUGUUUGCUUGCCUGCUGGACCAAGUCAGUAAAUACAUUGUAGAUGGGCUUGAGCGUGCUAGAGAGGUCCUGACUGAAGCUGCUAAUUUGAGGGAAAGAUUUUUGCUGGGUGUUGGCCGAAGAGUAGCUGCUGGUUCAACUUCUAACGCAGAGGCUGCCGCUGCUGCUGGUGAAAGCAGUUUCAAAUCCUUCAUGGUUGCUGUACAAUGUUCUGUCAGCAGUGUGGCUAUUGUUCAACAAUAUUUUGCAAACUCCAUAUCUCGGCUUUUGCUUCCUGUGGAUGGAGCACAUGCUGCUGCCUGUGAAGAAAUGGCAACAGCAAUGUCCAAAGCAGAGGCCGCUGCUUACAGAGGAUUACAACAAUGCAUCGAAACUGUGAUGGCUGAGGUGGAGCGAUUGCUGUCGGCUGAGCAAAAGGCUACAGAUUAUCGAUCACCUGAUGAUGGUAUUGCUCCUGAUUACCGGGCAACCAAUGCAUGCACAAGGGUUGUGUCAUAUCUCUCUCGUGUGCUGGAGCCUGCAUUUACUGCUCUAGAAGGUCAAAAUAAACAGGCAUUCCUGACUGAGUUGGGGAAUCGGGUGCACAGGACAUUGCUAAACCAUUGGCAGAAAUUUACUUUUAAUCCAAGUGGGGGGUUGCGGUUGAAGCGUGACAUAACUGAAUAUGGAGAAUUCUUGCGUAAUUUUAACGCUCCUUCUGUUGAUGAGAAAUUUGAAUUAUUGGGCAUAUUGGCCAAUGUCUUCAUUGUUGCUCCCGAAAGCCUUGCAACUUUGUUUGAGGGUACACCUAGUAGUGAUGCACAAAGAUUUAUUCAGCUUAGGGACGACUACAAGAGUGCCAAACUUGCAUCCAAAUUGAGUUCCUUGUGGAGUUAACAGAAUCUUCUUUGGCUUGGGCACGGACACACAACUUGAACCUUUAGUUUCACAAAUAGUUUCAUCCAGAUAAACUGCAUGUAGGCUAUCCGCGGCCCAAUUUAGUACAUUGGAAUAUCUUCCCCUCCUGACUGAAUAUUUGAAGGUAUGAUUAGCAAGACCUGGUUGAUAUUCUUUUUUGAAAGCCAUUAUUCUUUUCGAUGUUUCAUUUGUUUAUCCUGUCAUUUGUCACAAUGUUUAGAAAGGAAAAAUACUUGAUACCUUAAGUUACCGUAAAGUUAAAUUUUAGGGACCAAGGAACGACGUGGUUGUUGAUUUUCUUGUGCAACUUAUCCCAUACUGGUGAAUGCUUUGACUUUAUUUAUAAAAGACGUAUUAGUUUGAUUGGGCCGCGUAUGAAA